This is a messenger RNA of Drosophila bipectinata, 549 nucleotides long. It is a transcript of the gene Nxt1, whose product is annotated as NTF2-related export protein 1. Gene Ontology annotation, biological process: poly(A)+ mRNA export from nucleus. Lineage: Eukaryota; Metazoa; Arthropoda; Insecta; Diptera; Drosophilidae. Gene Ontology annotation, cellular component: nuclear pore central transport channel. The record is from RefSeq and is a predicted model, not a curated record.
UAUAUUUGGUAUAUUUUCGAUAAACGAUAGGUGUUGGUCAUACGGUCAUACUAAUUACAACUAAAGACGAAAAUGAACGCGGAACUCAAGGGCAAAAUCGAGAGCUGCGCCCGUACAGCGGAGGAUUUCACCCGCCUGUACUAUGCCUCCGUGGACAAUCGCCGGCACCAAAUGGGGCGUCUGUACAUCGACAAUGCAAUCUUCAGCUGGAACGGAAAUGGGGCCACAGGACGUGAAAUGAUUGAGCGCUAUUUCUUGGAGCUGCCAGCCUCUAGCCACCAGAUGAGUACCCUAGACGCACAGCCUAUACUGGACUCUGCUGUGGCUAAUCAACUGACCUACCUCGUAAUGGCCAGCGGCACUGUCAAGUUCGUGGACCAGACUAUUCGCAACUUUCAGCAGUCCUUCAUCGUCACCGCUGAGAACGACAAGUGGAAGAUUGCAUCCGAUUGCUAUCGCUUACAGGAGGCAGUAGUCUGAGUUUCCGCCCAAAGAACACUCCAUACGUUGUUAUAAUAAAGUUAAGCUAGGCUCGAUUAUCAAACCGAA